Messenger RNA from Talpa occidentalis (Iberian mole), 2025 nucleotides. RefSeq names its product thiol methyltransferase 1A (gene TMT1A). Lineage: Eukaryota; Metazoa; Chordata; Mammalia; Eulipotyphla; Talpidae. Bases 151 to 885 code for a protein of 244 amino acids. The record is from RefSeq and is a predicted model, not a curated record. Gene Ontology annotation, molecular function: S-adenosylmethionine-dependent methyltransferase activity. The transcript is spliced from 3 exons.
CUGGCUCCACCCACAGAUUGCUUUCCUUGAAGAGGCCAUUGGGAGCCCGGAUGGGGUCGGAGUGCCGUGUGCAUAUAAAACUCCAGUGGGAAACUAGCUGUCCUCUGCAAGCCCAGAGAAGGGGAAAUAGGAUUGGAGUGGCAAUAAGUAAUGGCACUUACUAUCUUUAUCCUCCGACUGGCUGUCGGCGUCCUGACGCUUCCCAUAUACCUGCUGAACUUUCUGGGGGUGUGGAGUUGGAUAUGUAAAAAAUGGUUCCCCUACUUCAUGCAAAAGUUCACCGUGAUGUAUAAUGAGCAGAUGAUGAGCAAGAAGCGGGAGCUCUUCAGCAACCUGCAGGACUUCGCGGGUCCCUCCGGGAAGCUCUCCCUGCUGGAGGUGGGGUGUGGCACCGGGGCCAACUUCAAGUUCUACCCGCCCGGAUGCAAGGUAACCUGUAUUGACCCCAACCCCAACUUUGAGAAGUUCUUGAUCGAUAGUGUUGCCAAGAACCGACACCUGCAGUUCGAGCACUUCAUAGUGGCCGUGGGGGAGAACAUGCACCAGGUGGCUGACGGCUCCGUGGACGUGGUGGUUUGCACCCUGGUUCUGUGCUCAGUGAACAGCCAGGAGAAGAUUCUCCAGGAGGUGCGCAGGGUGCUACGGCCGGGAGGGGCUUUUUAUUUCAUGGAGCACGUAGUAGCUGAACGGUCUACCUGGAAUUACUUCUGGCAGCAAGUCCUGAAUCCAGCCUGGUUCCUUCUGUUUGAUGGGUGCAACCUGACCAGAGAAAGCUGGAAGGCGCUGGAGAGGGCAGGUUUCUCUAAGCUGAAGCUCCAGCACCUACAGGCCCCGCUGCCCUGGGAGCUGGUGCGCCCCCACAUCUAUGGAUAUGCUGUGAAAUAGUGAAGGGGGAAUAGAGAGGUGAAUGGCUCAGAUUACUUAAGGCUUCAGUUUUACACUUAAUAUACUGCUUGGCAGAAGAGAAACCAUUUUUUUUUUUUUUUUUUUUUUUAAAGGUAAAACUGAAUUUCACUCCUAUGUUUAUUUUGUGACCUAUUUAGCCAUUUUCUCCAAAGAAUCAAAACCAAACCCACACAAAAAUCACCUUCGAACUCUCUUAAAAGCAAACAGUGGAAUUUCCUACUUAAAGUCUACCAUUCUCAACUUUACAUUAUUAAGUAACUUCAAAAACAGUCCAACUAUUUUACUUACAUUGUUACCCAAAAACUUUUAGUUUUUCCCUCUUUGAAAGUUUGGUGCUAACAGGCAGUUAACUCACUCAAAAGACUGACUGGCAGGAGAAAAGUGAAAAGAUUUUUCACAAAUUGAAUAAAGAAAUACUAGUCGAAAAUCCAAAUCUAAAUAGCACAGACUUUAAAAAUAGAAAUCUGAAUUGAUUUGUUAUUCUGAGUAAUCGCUGGGCUGGCUUUCAAAAUGAAUGUACCAGGAAGAUACACCUAGUUCUGCCCUGCUUUGUUACAUGGAUUAUUCUAGUAUUGUUUGUUCUUCAGCAUUCCAGUCUUAAUUCUUAACAUAAAUAUUGUACUUAACACUUGAGUAGAUCCAUAAAACUAUUUGAGGCAGUUAAGUUCUUGGGUUCAUUUUGUUAUCUAGCAUGUACUUUACUGAAUAUAGUGGACUGCAGUCAAGAAAAGGUCAACUCUAACUAGGAAAACCAGGUGUAAUCAGGUGCACUAAUUACAGGCAAUUGUUAAGCUUGUAGAGAAGUAAACAAGUAUUUUUAUAUUAUUAUUCUGAUCAAAUUUACAUUCCUGCCCCAAGAUGAUUUUUUUAUUCCUUGCAAUUAUGGAAAUGACUAUGUUUUUAUUCCUUGCAACUAUGGAAAAUCAUCACAAGUGCUUAAAAACAAGAGUUAGAUUGGUCAGCCAUAAGGUUUAAGAUUAAGAUUUUCUGCAAUAAUUUGUAUUUUAUAUAGUUUAUUUUCUGAGAUUUUUUGCAAAGGGACUAUUUUAAAUGUCAAAUCAACCAAAUCAUACAUUUUAGGAAUGGAAAUAAAAUUAAUGUUUAUAUCUCUGCUGGCUU